Molecule: messenger RNA, 990 nt
Organism: Lachancea mirantina
Lineage: Eukaryota; Fungi; Ascomycota; Saccharomycetes; Saccharomycetales; Saccharomycetaceae
Source: the annotation of a GenBank genome assembly
AUGCAUGUGAACAGAUUGGCAGUGGCAUGUUUAGUAUGGUUGCUCGGUUCCAGUAGCUUUUUACACCCUGUGGCGGCGAUGGUGGUCGAAAUUGACAGCACCGCAGAUCUGAUCGAAGUUGUGGCUGCUACGCAGAUUCCAACGUUCGUGACCGUGUUCAAAGAAGGAUGCCACUGGUGUGAGGAGCUUGAACCCGCGUUCGAGUAUCUAGAGCGGCUUUUCGGGCCGAAAUUACAGCUCGUGCGCGUUGACGGGCGACGCGCGACUCGGUUCACUGAGACGAUGCAGAUCCGGAGUUUCCCGGAGCUUCUUCUGUUGCAGGGCGGGGCUGUCACGCUCGAGCAGAUGAGCGAGUCUCAUUAUGCGGGUAGUUACCAGGGUCCACGCAACGUCAAAUCCUUGGCCGCGUUUAUUAGCGAGAGAACAGGUCUGCUUGCCGAAUUGCCCGACGCGCUUGUCAAGCCCGUGAAUUCGCUGCCAGAGAUAGCGAACUCAGCGGCCGUGAUUCUCUUUCUUUCCCCCUACAUGGACCCACAAUAUGCGUCGCUGUUUGCAAGCGGUGCAGCGACAGACGUCGCCGAAAGGCUUGCCUCCGAUAAUUGUGAUCUCGACGUCGCUUUUUACAGUGUCGACGUCUCCAAUCAGACUUCAGCUGCGACGGUGAACGCGCUUCGCAUCGGUGUCACACCCACCGCCGUCGUCGUGACUCCCAAGGGCCGAUAUGUUAAGUACGAAUUUCGAGCCAGAAACGGACUCCCCGGGAACCAAGCUCGCGAGACGUUACAGACAAUGCUAAAUCGAUGCUUGCGGCAUGUAGAUGAUCAACCUUCCGCCUGCAUUGAGUACGUUAAUACACUUCCUAACGCGUUUUUUUACGAUUCGCUACAGGACCUCCAGGGCGACGCGAUCGAGCAGGUCUUGGAUCCAGAUUUGGACUCGCCUAGUGAUUUUGACGAAGAAUGGCUUUUCGGAUCUCUGAGGGACCUUUAG